AUGGACCGGUCGCGCGAGGAUCUUGCCAACAACAUUUGCAUCGGGGAGUCGCAGCGCUACUUCGGGCAGUCCGCGAAUAAGCGCAUGAAGAUCGAAGAGAAGGCCUACCUCGAGAUGUGCGUCGCCACCAAGAUGGAGGGCGCCGAUGCAGAGGCCACGCCCUGGAGCUUCGACGUCGAGGGCAUCGUGAACAAGCAGAUCCGGGAUCGAGAAGCCGAGGAGGCGGCCGAAAAGAAGAAGGCCGACGAGGAGAAGGCGGCCGCGGACGAGAAGAAGGCCGCGGAGGAGCAGGCGGCCGCGGACUACGACAAGAAGUGGCGCAAGAUCUGGGCGCAGGUCGGGCUCGGCAUCUUGUUGGGCUUCGUUUUCAUCGUCGUUGCGUCCAUCCCCCACGACCACACGUUCAAGCCGCAGGCGAAGUUCCUCGGGACGCUUUGCUGCGGCGGCUCCGUCAUCUACUUCUUUUUCUCCCUCGGCAAGGAAUCGAUGGAGCUCUAG
Molecule: messenger RNA, 498 nt
Organism: Aureococcus anophagefferens
Lineage: Eukaryota; Pelagophyceae; Pelagomonadales; Pelagomonadaceae
Exons: 2
Coding region: 1-498 (165 amino acids)
Source: RefSeq, a predicted model, not a curated record